Prionailurus viverrinus (fishing cat) is the source of this 5427-nucleotide messenger RNA. RefSeq names its product ETS homologous factor (gene EHF). The record is from RefSeq and is a predicted model, not a curated record. Gene Ontology annotation, cellular component: nucleus. The coding region runs from base 139 to 1086 and encodes 315 amino acids. Gene Ontology annotation, biological process: regulation of transcription by RNA polymerase II; cell differentiation. NCBI's taxonomy places the organism in Eukaryota, Metazoa, Chordata, Mammalia, Carnivora, Felidae. The transcript is spliced from 9 exons. Gene Ontology annotation, molecular function: DNA-binding transcription factor activity, RNA polymerase II-specific; sequence-specific DNA binding.
GCAGUAUACAGGACUGGAAGUCAGGAGACCUGGUUGUCUAGUCCUGGCAAAGCUGUGUGCCCAGACCAGCACGCUCCAGCUUUCUGGGCUUCCAUUUCCUCAUUCAAACAAAGGAGUUUGAACCUGAUUAUCUUUAAGAUGCAUUUCCACCCUCAGAUGCUGAUGACCGGGAGAAAGCAGAUCAUGAUUCUGGAAGGAAGUGGUGUAAUGAAUCUCAACCCCAGCAACAAUCUCCUCCACCAGCAGCCAACCUGGACAGACAGCUACCCCACGUGCAAUGUUUCCAGCGGGUUUUUCGGAGGCCAGUGGCAUGAGGUCCAUCCUCAGUACUGGACCAAGUACCAGGUGUGGGAGUGGCUCCAGCACCUUCUGGACACCAACCAGCUCGAUGCCAGCUGCAUCCCUUUCCAGGAGUUCGACGUCAACGGCGAGCAUCUCUGCAGCAUGAGUUUGCAGGAGUUCACCCGGGCGGCGGGCACGGCGGGCCAGCUCCUCUACAGCAACCUGCAGCAUCUCAAGUGGAAUGGCCAGUGCAGCAGUGACCUGUUCCAGUCCACACACAAUGUCAUUGUCAAGACGGAACAAACUGACCCUUCCGUCAUGAACACCUGGAAAGAAGAAAACUAUUUAUAUGACACCAGCUAUGGUAGCACAGUAGAUCUGUUGGACAGCAAGACUUUCUGCCGGGCCCAGAUCUCCAUGACAACCACCGGUCACCUUCCUGUCGCAGAGUCACCUGAGAUAAAAAAGGACCAAGACCACCCUGCAAAGUCCCACACCAAAAAGCACAAUCCACGAGGGACUCACUUAUGGGAAUUCAUCCGUGACAUCCUCCUGAACCCAGACAAGAAUCCGGGGCUAAUCAAGUGGGAAGACCGGUCUGAGGGCAUCUUCAGGUUCUUGAAAUCGGAGGCUGUGGCUCAGCUGUGGGGAAAAAAGAAGAACAACAACAGCAUGACCUACGAAAAACUCAGCCGAGCGAUGAGAUAUUACUACAAGAGAGAAAUUCUGGAGCGUGUAGAUGGACGAAGACUGGUCUAUAAAUUUGGGAAAAACGCACGUGGAUGGAGAGAAAAUGAAAACUGAAUCUGCCAACACUUGGAACUCAAGCCAACACAUACCCCAGACAAUAGCAAACCAAGAAAUCCUGCACAUGCGUAUUUCAAAGACUACUUUUCUCUGAUAUUUAUGUACCAUGAGGGGGAACAGCAUCCGCUUCUAAUGGGAAGAAGGAACACUACAGUCGAUAAAAUUAUUUUGUUACUUUGAAGUAUGUCCUAUAUGGGGAACAAACGUACACAGUUUUCUGUGAAAUAAGACGCUUGUAUGCGGCCGUGAUUUAUUUUUGCCUCUAUUGAAGUUCUUUUCCACUGCAAGAAGAACAGGACUGGUAGCCUUGUGCUUCCUGCUAAAAGAAAGAAAAAAAUAUUAGAGGGCAUUAAAUGUUUUUAUGUGCAAAAUGAUUAGGGAAAGGUGAUGUGUCUUCUGCGCUUACGAAUCCACGUGGCCUCAUCAAGAGAGGUGGGUGUGGUUGUUAGCAUGGACCCCGAGGUCUCAGAUUGCCAGGAUGAACCAGAGGAUGCUGGGAAGUUUAACCUGGGCUUUGGGAGCCGGUGAGUGGAGCAUGAAGCCUUCUGAAGUCCAAGUGGACUAUAAUCACUGCAUAAUCACAGGACUUGCGAUGCUUAAAUCAGCGAGAAGAAUAAUGGUGGGGGCUUUCUACUCAUUCAACAAUGAUUUACCUGAUGCCAAGGCUGUUUUUCUCUCUCCCCCUUGCUUGGAUGAUUGGCGGGUGGGGGGGGGGGGGAGGUGGAAACUUCAGUUGCCACCUCUGCUCACUUCUAGAUAUUUAAGAGAGGGUCUAGCCUUGGUUGUUUUUAUCCCAAUUGCUCCAAAAUAAAUGGGAAAAAGGAGGUGGUGAUGAGUUUGCUCUUGGAGCCCUAUAGCCCCUGAGUAAUUCUUUGUUGUGCGUUAUUGGGCUGUUUUGUGCAUUGUAGGAUGUUUAGCAGUAGCCAUGACCUUUAGCCACUAAUUGCCAAUAGCACUCCCAUCCCCAAAGUUGUGACAUCUUCAGAAAUUGCCAGGUAUCCCUUGCAGGGCAAAAUUGUCCUUGGCUGAGAACCACUGAUGUAACCAGUCAAGAUGAAGGUGGUGAUUUACUCUCAGGACAAAGCUAUGUGUAGAUCUUUUAGUCCCUAGAGUGAAGUAAAAGCAAGACUGCAAAGUCAACCAAUGUUUAAUUUUUAAAAUGUUAGGGACGAUGGGAAUUCAGGAAUGGGACAUCUAGAGGGAGUUUUCAGAACCCCAGAUGAGAGCCAAAGUCAGAUGACAAACUAAACAUAGUAAUGUAGCAAAGAACUAUAAUAGAAGACAUUUCACUAGAAUGAAAAAGAACAGUAAAAAUUAAAUUGCACCAGGAAAUGCUGAGAAAAGAAAGAGAGAGAGAAGAAGAAGGGAGGAAAUGAGAGAGAGAGAGAGAAAGAGAGAGAGUUCCAGGGAAAAUCUUUGCACAUGUUAAUUCUUAUCAUCAUUCCUCUUUUGGAUAAUCUCUUUCUUGUCUCAUCUCGACUCAUCCCGAAGUGAAGGAUAUGUCGCCUAGAUUCGUGUCCAGAGGGAUAUUUUUGUUUGCUUUGAAAAGGAAAGACAGAAAAGAAAGGAAGAGGGAAGGGAAACAGAGAGCUCAGCUCCGGAGUUAUGGUUAGUAAGAAGUUGGGGAUUUCUUCGGUGGAAUUGUUGAGAGGUGCCUGGAGACUUAGCCCUGGGCCCUGCAGUCUGGGAGGAACGUGAGCCUGGGGACACUUUGGAAGUGACUUUAAACACUCAGAUCCCUUUUGCACCUUUUCGUUUUGGUUUCCCGUGUCCUUGGCUUUCUCCCCCGCCCCCCCUUUUGCCUCUCUACCUUGAGCAAAAAUGUGGGGGUGAAGACAAUGGGUUUCAUCAGCUAAUGGACCACCUACCACCGUGUCUCACCCAGGGAAGGCGAGUGAUUCAUAGUCGAAGGUUGUGAAGUGUUUGUAAUGUAUUCAGAAGGUAGGAAGUAAGAAUUAAGAAUUUGUCCUGAUUAUGAUGAGAGCCGUUAUGGACGGUGACCUUGGAGGCCCGGCUUAGGGAGAAGAUCUUCUGAAGUUACAACCAAGUCCAUUUUUAUUGCCGCCUGCCUCGGUCACCUGCACGUACGUUGUCAAAUAACAGUUACUGAGGAAACUGAGGGAAAUAACAAAGAGCAACACAGACCUGAAACAUGCCUGCGUAAAAAAACACAAGGUGCUUUUCCAAGUGAAGCGAAAGAACUGUGAGGCCUUUCCAGCAUUUUAGCACUUUUCACAUGGAAUGAAUUAAACAUCCAAAUAUCUGAAUUGGUGUAAACGCAUGAAUGUUUGCACGUCUGCGUGCAUCUGAACCAUGCGGCGUCGUUAGGGGCAUCUGCUCACGUGCUCUCUGCCUUUUCCCCCCUGGCUUUGCCUGCUCUUCACCUAAAGUGGCUAGAUCCUUCCCGGAGUUCACCCUUCCCCAAACCUGUACGUUGCUCACACUCCUCCAAAUUGGCCUUGGCUCUUUCUGCACCAUCUCCAUCAAGAGCACUUUCUGGUAGGUAGUAAGUAAAUCUGGGGAGUACCGACUGGAACGGUUCUGCAGAUAAUUAACAGAUUGUGUUAUUUGCCGAAAGUGACGGUUUCUUGGCACCUGGUUCCUGCUUAAAUAGGCUGGAGUAUUAAGUUCUUAGCAUAUCUCUCUAUUGUCUUGGCUUGAGUUGAUGCAUUUUCUAUGUGCUGUUCGUGACUUGGAGAACUCAUGGCAAUUGGGCCAUGCCAACUUAGGGUGUGAACGGAAUACUUCCCACCACAGUGUUGCAAGGGAGAGCAAAAUCCCAGAGAGAAGCCAGCAUCGGGUGAAGCACCCUCCCCCCCCCCCCCCCCACCUUCUCUUGGGGACUCGUAGCUUCUCACUCAAGAUGCUUAUCUGUGUUGGAUGCUUACAUGGUUAUCACACCUGGUCUCUUGAAUUCUCAAGGCUUGGGCUCUAAUUUGUCAUUUUCAUGGGAAUCCGAGGCAGGAAAUGUGUUGCUAAGACUUGGCCAGACUUAGAUAAUCUGAGACUCCUGGAUAUUUGACUUGAUGAAAUUUGAGCUAGGCCUUGGAUCCCAGAGACCUACACCUGCGGCUUCUUGAACUUGCCUUCUGACCAGGGCAGACCCAGGUGAUGAGUUUUCCUUUGAACAUGCCGGUCCUUCCUUAAAGUCCUUGUCUUUCUAGACUGUAAGCUCUUUGAGGGCAGGGACUAUAUCUUACCCAUAUUUCCCAGCACCUAGCAUGAGAUAGGUCCUCAGCAAACAUUUGUUGACUUAAUGAGCGAAUGUCUUCUGGAAGAUGUCUCCAUAUCCAUAAUUGGGAUGUGAAUCGUUUCUUCACUGGAAUAGGAGCACAAUGGCCACAACUUCAAGGACAUGUUAUCUAUUAGAUGAACAUUCUACUGUGAGACUUUUUACUUUGCCUUCCUCCUUGUGCUGAAAUGAAACCAAACAGACAAGUUGUUUGGUUCCACAAGCCAACAUACAUCAGAGGAGAAUUCUGUUGCCUGAUUAGGAGCUGUGAGCCUUAUUUAGUACAAGAAGCCAGUAAUGGACCUUUGACCUGUUUUAACCAAUGAAGAUUAUGAAUGUGUUUAUACGAUGUAAAUUGCUAUUUAAGUGUAAAGCGGUUCUGAAUUUUAGUAUAUGGGGGUUGGUUUAUAUAUAAAUAUAUAUAUAUAUAUAUAUAUUUUGUCUUUUUGAAAAAUGCUGAGGGAUCUUUUGAUAAGGUUAGUCAUGCAUGUUAGACUUUAAUUGUGCAAAUGUGCUGUUUUUCACAUGUAUAAAAUAUAGGAGAAGGUAAAAUAGUGAGAGGGAAAGGCAAUUAUGUUAUUCUUCUAUAGUUACUGUUGAGUGCCUACUAAGUGCACAGGGAGCCAUAUACGUGAGGAGCUUCUUUAAUUAGACAAAAUGUACCAGAUGUUCCAUAGGACCCUAUUGCGUGGAUACAUACUGUGUGAAAAAAGGGACAGCACAACAACGAUAUCUGAGCUGAAUUAACUUCAGCUUUGGUUCUCAGGAUUCCAUUUCUGGAUUAAGAUAGCACUUGGUAAAACCCCACCAAGACUGUGCCUGAUGAGCCCCUGAAAUGUAUAAGCCCUCACAGUUAGCUUAAUUGGGAUUGAUCUUUCUGUAGGUAUCUGCAUAAUUCUUGCUUUUCUUCCCCUUUGGCUUCUGGGCUGACAGUUGGUGAAAAACAAUCCUACUGCCGCUAUUUUUUUUUAAUCAGAAAUCUUGCCCUUUAUGUGAAAUUAACACUGAGUAUUUUUGUUUUAUGAAAGAAUUAUAUUUUUCAAAGUAUUGUUUUUUGUUUGAUGGGUCCCAGAAAACACUAAUAAAAACCCAAGACCAGCCUGUAA